AUGUCUUCGGGCCAACCCGCCGCCACCAUCGCCGCCACCUCCGAGACGCUGCCGGCCUGCACCGCCGCCUCGCACUUGCCACCGCGUUUGCCGCCGCCCUCCACGGGAGCCGCGGUGCCCAUGGCGGAGGCCGCCGACGCUGCUCCCCUCCUCUCGCAGCAGGAGUUCUCGACGGCCAUCCGCGACCUCGCCACCGCGGUACAGGGCAUCCGCCUGUAUUUGAUCGGCAUGCAGGGGAUGACCUCGCCAUCCCUGCCACCACCCCUCACCGCCUACCCGGCCGUGUCGGCGGUUCCCCCCGCCCAGGGCAUGCCCGUGCCGCCCUCGGCCUCGCCGCCUCCGCCGCCGUGGGCGUCGUGGCAGCCGGGUCCCAGCGCCGGCCCGCCUCACUGCCCCACCCAUCCAACGGGUGCCGUUUCCGCCUUCGCCCUCCCGGCUACCGGUGUGGGUGACUGCGACGGAGCCCCCACCCGUUGA
Messenger RNA from Lolium perenne, 477 nucleotides. NCBI's taxonomy places the organism in Eukaryota, Viridiplantae, Streptophyta, Magnoliopsida, Poales, Poaceae. The record is from RefSeq and is a predicted model, not a curated record.